This is a messenger RNA of Hevea brasiliensis (rubber tree), 1274 nucleotides long. Its product is annotated as GDSL esterase/lipase CPRD49. Bases 217 to 1071 code for a protein of 284 amino acids. The transcript is spliced from 7 exons. Gene Ontology annotation, molecular function: hydrolase activity, acting on ester bonds. Lineage: Eukaryota; Viridiplantae; Streptophyta; Magnoliopsida; Malpighiales; Euphorbiaceae. The record is from RefSeq and is a predicted model, not a curated record.
UCUUUUAAUAGUAUAAUGUGCCGUCAAGUCCUUCAUAAUGUGGAGCUACAAGCCUGCAACAGAUCUCAAGUCUCCUCCAACAUAGGAGUGUUCAUUUAAGUUGGUAGUUGGAAUGUAAGAGCGGUCGGUCAUCUUGUUCAUACUAUCAUCAGAGAAAGCGAGUUUGCUAGUGUGAAACAGAGCAAGUGAGUUUUCUGGAAGAAAAGAGAGGCAGAAAUGGUAGGACCAACAAGGCCACAGUUCGUGCUCUUUGGAUCCUCUAUUGUCCAGCUCAGCUUCAGCCAUGGCGGUUGGGGCUCCAUUCUUACGGACAUCUACGCUCGCAAAGCAGACAUAGUGUUGCGAGGAUACUAUGGAUGGAACUCAAGGCGUGCUGUUGAGGUCCUGAAUCAAAUUUUUCCAAAGGAUCUUUCGUUGACAAUUGAACUUAUGGUUUUGUUCGCAUUUCAGCAUUUGCCAUAUAAAGUUAAUGCUCGAAAAUCAAACUUGGAUGCUGCUGUACAGCCUGUUUUGGUGAUAGUCUAUUUUGGUGGUAACGAUUCUAUGGGGCCUCACUCAUCUGGCCUAGGUCCUCAUGUACCACUUCCCGAGUACAUAGAGAAUAUGAGAAAGAUUGCAGUUCAUCUCAAGAGCCUCUCUGAUACCAUACGCAUCAUUUUUCUGAGCUGUCCUCCAGUUGAUGAGGAGAGGGUUCGUUCAGGCACAAGUGGAAUUUUUAGUGAGCUAGUUCGAACAAAUGAGUUAUGCCAAAAGUAUUCAGAAGCAUGUAUAGAGCUAUGCCAGGAAAUGGGCGUGAAAGUUGUUGAUCUUUUCUCUGCACUUCAAAAAAGAAGUGACUGGACAACUGCUUGCUUUACGGAUGGAAUUCAUUUGGCAGCUGAAGGGAGCAAAGUAGUUGUGGAAGAAAUACUGAAGGUGCUGAAGGAAGCUGAGUGGAGUCCAUCUCUCUACUGGAAGUCCAUGCACACUGAAUUUCCAGAGGACUCAACUUAUUAUCUUGUCGCUGCUGAUGGAAAGACAACACUAAAUCCUUCUGAGUGGACAUUUCACAGGGAAAUUCAAUGGGACUAAGUUUUGCAAAAUACUAUCUUUAUCACUGCACUAGUGUUGUCAAUUAGGAAUUCAACAUGAAAACUAGGAGAAAGAAAGGUGGGUUGGUCUUGGUCAGGAAGAAAAAGAGAGAAAUGAACUUAGAAAUAUUUAUUGAAAUUCAAUCUUGUAAAGCGUUCAUGGACCCAAUUUUAUUUUCAAUACCAUUGUUUUAUUGUAUAGCA